Messenger RNA from Botrytis fragariae, 201 nucleotides. RefSeq lists its product as uncharacterized. The coding region runs from base 1 to 201 and encodes 66 amino acids. Lineage: Eukaryota; Fungi; Ascomycota; Leotiomycetes; Helotiales; Sclerotiniaceae. The record is from RefSeq and is a predicted model, not a curated record. The transcript has 2 exons.
AUGUCCCUGUUCUGUACAGCUGUCAUCCUUUUCUUCGCCAUUCAUGCCCUAAGAUCUCUUGGAAAAUCAUCAACUCCCGGUGUCGAUCAUGUCACUGGUAGAAAACCCGGCAGAUUACCCUUGGAUGUCUUGCCCUAUGUAUUGCCAUUUUCACAGACUCGCUCGGAAGGGGGAUUUGAUCUCCAUGAAUUCAGCUUUUAG